GUCCUUGUUCUUGAUCUUGUUCGUCUUCCUGGUGAUACUUUUCAACUCCAAUGACAAUUGUCUAUACUAACCAGUUAUACUCCCCACCCCCAUAACUGCAUGAUAUUUGAUUUCCUGGUUUACACAAGGAGAUAUGAGUAACGAGACUACGACCUCCUAAAAAAAAAAAAGAAGAGAGCUCAACUUUAUUCACACGGCAUUGUCAUAGCCGAUCUCCGAGGCCGACAUUCAAUGGCAAACUUCAUAUCCUCCUCCUCCUCCGAGAAGAACCAACCUGCAAGCAUAGCAAUGGUGGACGAAAAAGACCACCAAUACGUCGAGCCGGGGUCGCUCGAAGCAAAUUACCCCCCACGCACCCCAUCCUCCGACGAGGAAUCCUCUCUGGACCUCCACCACGACCAUCACGACCACACCCACAAUGCCCUCACCCAAGUGCCCACCAACGCAAGCGCAAUCGCCCGCACACUCUCCGCCGUACGAACACGCGAGUCCGGAAAAGAUCUCGGCCCCCCACCGGACGGCGGUUUCCAAGCCUGGCUGCAAGUCGCACUCGGCCAUAUGAUCAUCUUCAAUACGUGGGGGUAUAUCAACAGUUUCGGCGUCUUCCAGACAUACUACACCUCGACGCUGGGCCGUUCACCCUCCGAUAUAUCCUGGGUCGGCAGUAUCCAGAUUUUCCUCCUCUUCUUCAUCGGGACGUUCUCGGGACGAGCCACGGACGCGGGAUACUUCCGGUUCACAUUGACGAUCGGAGCGACGCUGGAAGUAUUCUGCAUUUUCAUGACUUCGCUCUGCACGGAGUACUGGCAACUCUUUCUGGCGCAGGGACUGGGCCAGGGAAUCGGGUGUGGACUAAUGUUCUGUCCGACGUUGGCGCUGAUAUCAACAUACUUUGUGAAACGGCGCGGCAUCGCGAUUGGAAUCGUUGCCUCCGGCUCGGCGACGGGUGGCCUCGUCUUUCCCGCCGUCGUGAUGCGCCUGUUACCGCGCGUCGGGUACGGAUGGACCAUGCGCACGCUGGGACUGAUCUCACUCGUCACGCUGAUCCCGUGUCUGAUCUUCUUCAAGCAGCGCCUGCCGCCCCGCAGGAGCGGGCCGUUGCUCGAGCUAGCCGCGUUCAAGGAACUGCCCUACCUGCUGUUCGCAGUGGGCAUGUUCCUGAAUUUCUGGGGCCUUUAUGUCGGGUUUUUCUACGUGGGCAGUUUCAGCCGCAACGUCAUCGGUGUAUCGGAGACCGUCUCGAUCGAUCUGCUCCUCGUCAUGAACGGGGUCGGACUCGUCGGCCGCUUAGUUCCGAACUUGCUGGCGGAUCAGUUCACGGGCCCGCUCAAUCUGCUGAUUCCGUUCAGCGGAGCCACCGCCAUUGUUGCGUACUGCUGGGCGCCCGUCAAGGAUCUGUCUGGUCUGUGGGUGUUUGCUGCACUGUAUGGUCUGUUCGCAGCGGGCAUUCAGUCGUUGUUCCCGGCGACGUUGAGUACGCUGACGACGGAUUUGAAGAAGAUUGGUGUGCGGAUGGGGAUGGUGCUGAGCGUUGUGGCCGUGGCUGCGUUGAUCGGGUCGCCUAUUGCUGGGGCGUUGAUUGAACGGGAUGAUGGGGGGUAUUUAUAUGCGCAGAUGUUUAUGGGGAGUGCGAUUAUUGCGGGCACGUCGACUUUGAUUGCGGCGAGAAUAACUAAAGUUGGUAUGGGGCUUGCCAGGGUGUAGGAGGGGGGAGGAGAGCGGAGGGAGGGAGGAACGGAAAGGAUAUCAUAUCCCGGGCAUGUAUUUUGUAAAUAGUGUCACUGGGGAGUUUAAUGUUAAUGAACGGAUAUACUAUCAUAAAGUGGCUGUAUUUUG
This is a messenger RNA of Penicillium brasilianum, 1836 nucleotides long. Lineage: Eukaryota; Fungi; Ascomycota; Eurotiomycetes; Eurotiales; Aspergillaceae. The record is from the annotation of a GenBank genome assembly.